CGUGCUCGGAGGAUGGCAUCUCAGCUUCACCAGCUGCAUUUUAAUGUGAAAGGGGAGUUCCCAUGAGGGGCCCUGCUGAAAGUGUCGAGCUGUAAGCUGUUUAGGCUUCAGAGAAAACUAAGCAUCAGAGACAGAACAGAUGAGUCUGAAGACCGUUGGCUUCUCUGAUAUAUCAGCAUGGCUGCCGUGGACGUAGACACAUACCGUACUGAAGAAAAGAGGACUCUGACUCUCGGCGGCCAUGUUGGUUUUGACAGCCUCCCGGAUCAGCUGGUUAGCAAAUCAGUGUCUCAAGGCUUCUGCUUCAACAUCCUCUGUGUGGGUGAAACUGGGAUUGGAAAAUCAACAUUAAUGAACACUCUAUUUAACACGAUUUUUGAAAAUGAGGAGGCCAGUCACUAUCAAAGUGGGGUGUAUUUACGACCCAGGUCGUAUGAGCUGAAGGAGAGCAAUGUGGACCUCAAUCUGACGAUCGUCGACACCGUGGGGUUCGGUGACCAGGUCAAUAAGGAAGAGAGCUAUAAACCUAUCACAGACUACAUUGAUGCCCAGUUUGAGAAUUUCCUCCAAGAGGAGCUGAAGAUCAAACGCUCACUCUUUAACUACCACGACACGAGGAUCCACGCCUGCCUGUACUUCAUCUCCCCUACAGGACACUCACUCAGAUCCCUCGAUCUGGUGACCAUGAAGAUGCUGGACAGUAAGGUGAACAUCAUUCCCAUUAUCGCUAAAGCAGACACAAUCUCCAAAUCCGAUCUCCAUAAAUUCAAGAUUAAGAUCAUGAGCGAGCUUGUCAGCAACGGCGUUCAGAUUUACCAGUUCCCCACAGAUGAUGAAGCUGUUGCAGAAAUCAACUCCUCCAUGAACGCUCAUCUGCCUUUUGCUGUGGUGGGAAGUGGAGAGGAGGUUAAAGUGGGAAACAAACUAGUGAGAGCCAGACAGUACCCAUGGGGAGCGGUACAGGUGGAGAAUGAGAGCCACUGUGAUUUUGUAAAGCUGAGGGAGAUGCUGAUCCGGGUGAACAUGGAGGACCUACGGGAGCAGACACAUGCACGUCACUACGAGCUGUACCGCCGAUGUAAACUGGAGGAGAUGGGCUUCAAAGACCCCGACACUGACAUGCAGCCAUUCAGUCUGCAGGAAACGUACGUGGCUAAGAGGAGAGAGUUUGUCGCAGAGCUGCAGCGCAUGGAGGAGGACAUGCGGCAGAUGUUCGUCGUCAAAGUAAAGGAGACGGAGGCUGAGCUGAAGGAAAGAGAGCGAGAGCUGCAUGAGCGUUUCGAGCGUGUCAAGCGUAUGCACCAGGAGGAGAAGAAGACUUUGGAGGAGAAGCGCAGAGAGCUAGAGGAGGAGAUGAACUCCUUUAACAGGAGGAAGAUGGCGGCUGAAACACUGCAGGCUCUCUCACUGCAGAGCUCCAAAGACAAGAAAAGCCUCUCUUGAAGGUAAAAUCCUCUGCCCUGAAAACCUACUGACUCUUACAAAGCUCUGAAACUGGAGACUCCUUCUAUGAAUGUUAAGUAAACUUCUCCUUUACAGAAAGCUUCACCACAGCCAUGAUUAUAUACAUUCUUAAGUAAAAAGUCUGUUUAUUUUUAGUCUUAGCUCAAGUGGAAUGUUCACCAUACAAGUCCCGGUGAAUGAGCUGUUACUAUAAAAUAUAUAUA
Messenger RNA from Ictalurus punctatus (channel catfish), 1667 nucleotides. Its product is annotated as septin-8-A-like. Gene Ontology annotation, molecular function: GTPase activity; molecular adaptor activity; GTP binding. NCBI's taxonomy places the organism in Eukaryota, Metazoa, Chordata, Actinopteri, Siluriformes, Ictaluridae. Bases 178 to 1443 code for a protein of 421 amino acids. Gene Ontology annotation, cellular component: microtubule cytoskeleton; septin ring; cell division site. The transcript has 10 exons. The record is from RefSeq and is marked provisional. Gene Ontology annotation, biological process: cytoskeleton-dependent cytokinesis.